This is a messenger RNA of Musca domestica (house fly), 2834 nucleotides long. It is a transcript of the gene TfAP-2, whose product is annotated as transcription factor AP-2-epsilon. Gene Ontology annotation, cellular component: nucleus. The record is from RefSeq and is a predicted model, not a curated record. Gene Ontology annotation, molecular function: DNA-binding transcription factor activity, RNA polymerase II-specific; RNA polymerase II transcription regulatory region sequence-specific DNA binding. Lineage: Eukaryota; Metazoa; Arthropoda; Insecta; Diptera; Muscidae. Gene Ontology annotation, biological process: regulation of cell population proliferation; regulation of transcription by RNA polymerase II; anatomical structure development. The transcript has 8 exons. Bases 837 to 2252 code for a protein of 471 amino acids.
AGCUUCAGUCGAAAACUACCGUCUGUGGCUGCGCAAGGGCAUUUCGGUCUCGGGUCGUAUCGUCGUCAUCGCAUCGCAUGUGUCUGCUGUGUUUUUGAAUCAGUGAAAUAAAAUCAAACGAUACAUAACAAAAACAGCAACUGAAAAUAAAACAAUCAACCAAAAAUAGUACUGUAAAGACUGACUAAAAGCCCUCUUGGCAUAAGUAAGGAAUACGUCGCAAUCUUACUUGUCACGAGACCAAAAUAAACAAAUUCGUGUAUUCCUCUAUAAUAUGCCGAAGGAAAUGAAGCUGACAUAAAAUAAUAACAUAAACAAAAAAUAUUAACUCACACCCGCUUUCAAUUAACCUUGAAAAGGACUCACAAACGCAUAGAAAAAAGAAUUCGAAAUUAUACGUAGUAAAAAAUCAAAAUUUUUAUUUGUUUAACUACGGCCCCAGUAUACACGAAGUUGCCUUAAACAUUUUCAAUUUCCGUCACAAUUAGUAAAUGAAACAAAAUAUAUGCAACCAUAACAUUUUAGUUAACCAAAACAAAGAGAGUACCUGUUAAUUCUGCUCCUACCAAGUUCAAAUAGGAAACCUAAAACAGUAAAAACUUACGUCUUCUAAUCCAGUUCGGGUCGCUUAAACCGUUUAGAUUGUGACCAAAACAAAAAGAAUGUGUCAUUGUGAUAUUUUACAUUCGUAAAUAAAAAUAUACAAUUGUAUUCAUAUACACACACCAUUGUAUAUAUUUUUUAAAUAAUUAAAUCAGCAAACCGGUUUAGUUGCUAUCAUAGUCUUAUAGCAAAUAGUUUGAAGAUAGCAACAACAGUGCAACAUAUCAGUAUCAAUGCACAUCCUACACAGAAGCAAUGAUCAUCAAUUCGAAGAUCAAAAAUUUAUGAUGGAACGUUUGACUAGUCACGGCAGUUUGGGAUUGUCGAGCAAUAGUCCUGCAUAUACAACUCACACUGGAAGUCAUGCUACUAGAGGCGGUCCAGCAACAGGCCACGGUGGUCAUAGUGGAACUCACAGUUCGACAGCUACAAUGCACCAUCAAUCCUUGCAGUCCGAUUUUCAGCCCCCGUAUUUUCCACCUCCUUUUCAUCACUCCACACAAAGCCCACCACAACAACAGAUACCUGCAUAUUUACAGAACCAUGGAGCUCUGGAGUACCUUGGAACUGAUCCGUACGGGCAACCGUUGCCUACCCUACACCACACACCCCUGCACCAUUACAACCAAUUAGCUGGUCUAAGGUCUACUCAAGAUCAAUUGGGCAUACACAGAUCUCACAGAGAGGCAGAACUCCAAGGACAUGUGACACAACUAUCGCAUGGAUUUCCAUAUUCAGACCGUCGUGGAGAUUACGGAGGUUCGAUAUCAACUGGUGGAGCACAUGGAGGACGACUCGCACAUGAUCAUGACCCCCUGGCUUUACACCAAGCUCUUCAAAAUGCCGUUGACGACGGCCAAAACCCAGGAAUGGAUGACAAUGUAGCCUUUAUGUCAGAUCUACCUCUAAUUAAAAGUAUGAAAAGUGGGAAGGAUGUAGGAAAUAUUAGCUCAGGUUCGCCCAGCGAGGUGUUUUGCGCCGUCCCCGGUCGUUUGAGUCUUUUGUCCAGCACUUCGAAAUAUAAGGUAACAAUUGCUGAAGUGCAAAGAAGGCUAUCUCCCCCUGAAUGUCUUAAUGCAUCCCUGCUGGGUGGUGUUUUAAGGAGAGCUAAGAGUAAGAAUGGUGGCAGGCUUCUGCGAGAAAAACUGGAGAAAAUUGGAUUGAAUCUACCUGCCGGGAGACGCAAAGCAGCAAACGUAACCCUGUUGACAUCAUUAGUGGAAGGAGAAGCGGCGCAUUUAGCGAAGGAUUUUCACUUUGUGUGUGAAACGGAAUUUCCUGCCCGACAACUUGCGGAGUACAUUGUAAGACACAACACAGAACCCCAAGAUUCGUAUAGAAGGAAGGAACUGUUACUACACUCACAACAGAUUACUAAGGAACUCAUGCAAGUUCUUAGCCAGGAUCGCACGACACAAUACGGAACACGAUCGCAGCAUCUAUUAGAGCCCUCAAUGCAACGACAUUUAACACAUUUUUCAUUAAUUACACAUGGAUUUGGUUCACCUGCCAUUAUGGCAGUUCUCCAUGCCUUCCAGACUUUCCUCAACGAAUCUCUCAAUUAUUUGGAGAAAUUGUAUCCAUCCAAUGGAGGUGGAAUGGUUUCCUCGUCUUUGGACAAAAACAAAUUGGACAACGAUAAAAAAUGAUAAAACCGGCAACAUUCCCAUCUACAUUAGCGUUUCAAAUGCUUACUUAUGCCCCAUUGCAUACACGGGGGCUAAGUCCGAACAGUACAUUGUAAUUGCAUUUCAUAGUAAUUCUCUAGGCUAAAAAUAUAUAUCUUCUUUUUGUUUUUUGUAUGUAAAUAUACAUAAGUAUGUAGGAGUAAGUCGGAUAUGUAAUUACCCAGCAUUGUUGAUAAGAACGUAUUUGUGUACACAAGUGUCCAUGUAACAUAAUAGUUUAAUUUUGAAUCAAAAAUCUCAUUUGUUUAAUACAAUAAGUAGUGAAUAUAAUAUCAGAAAGCGUAUGCUGUUUAUUUCCAGACAGUGUACAAAAUCACAAUCUACCAUAAAUAUAGAACACACACAUCCACACUAUAGGGUCUAUUGUUAAGAUAUCGAUUUAACGCCAACAGUAUAUCUCAGCAAAGAUAUAAUAAUGGUAAAAGUUUUUUCCACAUAUAAUCCAGAUUAGAAACUAUUUUAAUUUUUCAAUACAAAGUAUAAAUUUAGUAAACAUAUUCUAUUUAUAAUGCUUAAAAGACAUAGAUUAAUAAGAUUAGUUGU